GGCCUGAUGGGCCGGCCCUCGCGUCACCGCCGACCCAGCCCGCGUCAAACGAUCGUUCUCCCACCCUUGAGAAUCUGACCUAGAUCAGCAAGACUGUAUAAAAACUCGCAAUGCCUUCCUUCUCCAGCCUCCUCAGCUUUGUGGUACUCGCCACAUUUGUAUCAGCGGCGCCUUCGCAGACCGAUACCGCCAAGCGCGCCACCUGCACGGUCAACAGCGUCGCCAGCGCGUCUGGUCUCUCGAGCUGCACGAACGUUGUGAUCGAGGCGUUUACUGUUCCCGCCGGCCAGACGGUCACGAUUGCAGCGGCAAGCGGUGCCACUGUCACGAUGACUGGCGACAUCACAUUUGCGAAGACCACUGUGAGUGGCCCGCUGAUCACGUUCAACACCCCGAACAUCAACUUCAACGGUGGAAGCCACCGCAUCGACGGCAACGGCGCUCUUUACUGGGAUGGCCAAGGCACCAACGGAGGGUCGUUCAAACCUCAUCCUUUCGUCAAAUUCCAAGGAUACGGCACAUUCUCCUCGGUGACGGUUCUAAACUCGCCAGCCCAGGCCAUCUCGGUUGGCACCACGGCUACGUCGACCAUUGAGCAGGUCACAGUUGACAACUCUGCCGGCGAUUCCCUCGGCCACAACACCGACGGGUUUGACAUCAGCGCAUCAGGUGUGACGAUCACCAACAGCAAGGUGAUGAACCAGGACGACUGCGUCGCCGUCAACUCGGGCGACAGCGUGACGAUCGAGAAUACGACCUGCACUGGCGGUCACGGAAUCUCGAUCGGAUCAAUUGCAACGGGCAAGUCGGUGACGAACUUCCGCGCGACGGGUAACACGGUCAGCAACAGCAAGUACGGUCUGCGCAUCAAGGUCGACGCGAACGCGUCUGGUGCGAAGGUGUCUGGUGCGACUUACUCUGGCAACACGAUUUCUGGAAUCAGCGACUACGGAAUCCUCAUUUCGCAGAGCUACCCAACCGAGGACGGCUCGACCGUCGGUACCGGCGCUCCCAUUUCGGGUGUCGCAUUCACCGGUGCAAAGACUACUCUCGCUGUUGACUCUAGCGCGUUCUCCGUUGUGGUGAACUGUGGCGCCUGCACCGGUACCUGGGACUGGUCCGAACUCGACGUCACUUCCGCCGGCCAAGGCCACAAGCUGUCCGUCGACCAGGCUAAGAUCUCAGGAGGUACCUACUAGCUAGAUUAGUCUAUGGCUCAUAUUACUGCAUAUCCAAGCUACAAUGAAUAAUCAAA
Mycena citricolor is the source of this 1255-nucleotide messenger RNA. The record is from the annotation of a GenBank genome assembly. Lineage: Eukaryota; Fungi; Basidiomycota; Agaricomycetes; Agaricales; Mycenaceae.